Messenger RNA from Hemibagrus wyckioides, 2055 nucleotides. RefSeq names its product chemokine (C-C motif) receptor 9b (gene ccr9b). The record is from RefSeq and is a predicted model, not a curated record. The transcript has 3 exons. The coding region runs from base 369 to 1463 and encodes 364 amino acids. Lineage: Eukaryota; Metazoa; Chordata; Actinopteri; Siluriformes; Bagridae. Gene Ontology annotation, biological process: chemotaxis; G protein-coupled receptor signaling pathway; inflammatory response. Gene Ontology annotation, cellular component: membrane. Gene Ontology annotation, molecular function: C-C chemokine receptor activity.
GUAAGAUUGAAAUGCAUCUAUAUUAAUUUUAUAAAAGAGAUAUAAGAUAAAAAAUGUGAGAAGCACUUUAAAGUGCUUCUCAGUGUACAAAUCUCAAAACACUACAAACUGCUUUUACUCUUGACACCAGCAUGAACAUCAAACCAGACCACAUUAUGCAAAUCCUGAGAAGCCAAUCUAGAGGCUUCAAAACAGUCUUGUCAAAGCUUUUUAAAUUCGAGUAAGAGCUCAUGUGACUCACUUUACAGUGAGAUGCUUUAUAACAAGGUCACAGUGUACAAAUGAAAAACUCCAUAUCAGCCUCUUAGUGCUUGACACUUUAGUGAAAUUGAGACUGGCAAGAGUUUACCUUAAUUAGCAGCUCAAUAAUGGAUUAUGAAGAUUUAUCAACAUUGGAUCCCUUUUCUGCAGGUUAUGAGACUAAUGUUACAGACAAUGAAGGAGACUAUUUACCACCAGAAAGUGGCAUUUGUGAAAAAAGCUGGGUGAGAGAGUUCCGUGGCUCAUAUGAACCCCCUCUUUACUGGAUCAUCUUUGCAGUGGGAGCUAUAGGCAAUUUACUUGUUGUGUGGAUCUACACUACUGUACGAAACCGACUUAAAACCAUGACGGAUGUCUACUUGCUAAACCUGGCAAUAGCUGAUCUGCUCUUCCUGGGCACACUCCCAUUUUGGGCCACAGAUGCUGCCCAGGGCUGGGUGUUUAGUGUCAGUGUCUGCAAGGGAGUCUGUGCUGUCCACAAGAUAAAUUUUUUUGCUAGCAUGCUACUGCUUACUUGCAUUAGUGUAGACCGGUACAUAGCAAUUGUCCGUGUAACACAGGCCCACAACUUUAAAAACAAGAGGAUGUUCUACAGUAAACUGGCCUGCCUGUUUGUAUGGCUGCUCUCCUGUCUUUUGUCUCUCCCUGAGUUCCUUUUUGCUAAGGUGAGGACAAGCCAGCAAGAGGAAUCCUUUUGCAAUCUGGUUUAUCCCUCUGAAAACAAAAACCUUACCAAAGUUUUGGUGUUGUCCUUGCAGAUCUCAGUAGGCUUCUGCGUACCUAUAUUGGUCAUGGUUGCAUGCUAUUCUGUGAUCAUUCGCACCCUGAUACAGGCUCGCAACUUUGAGAAGCACAAAGCUCUAAGGGUUAUCUUUGCUGUAGUGGGAGCCUUUGUCCUCUCUCAGUUGCCAUACAAUGGCCAUUUGGUUGUAGAGGCAAUACAAGCUUAUAAUGUGACCAUGACAGAGUGUGAUGAUGUAAAGACCUUUGAUGUGGCUGGGCAGAUUGUGAAGAGUCUGGCUUAUAUACAUUGUUGCCUGAACCCUAUCCUGUAUGCUUUCAUUGGGGUGCGUAUUCGGAAGGAUCUACUCCAUCUGUGCCAGUGCUUGACCUCAGGGCUUGGUGGCAUUAACAAAGUGUCAGUUCCCAAGAGACCAUCUGUAAUGUCUGACACAGACACCACACCAGCACUGUCUUUGUAGCCUCCUGUUAACCAGUUGCCUUUUCCAGUUACUUCCAGUCAAAAUUAUAUCUUUCAAACACCAGUUGAAAAUUAGUAAUAAUGACUACUUUUGUCUUUCUACUCAAAUAUCAAUAGCAUUUUCAAAAUCUUUUGUACAGUGACUAAAAGCAUACAAGAUGAAAAAUACACAUUCCUCAAAUUCACAAGGUAGUCCUGCAAGAAAGGACCUUCUCAAAUACAUUGAACAUAGUCAAGGUUGUAUUUGAAAAGGUCCUUUCUUGCAGGACUAUGUUGUAAAUUUGACUUUUUAGGAAGCUCCUUUCAUGCAGGACUAUACUACAAAACACACUAUUGUUCUUGUUCAGUGUCCAUUGAUAUGGAGUUUCUGAAAUUAAUGUGGCUCUUCGUAUGGUCACUGUUAAUUCUGUACUUACUUGUGUGGUAAAUUUGCUUUGUUACAAGAAGAAUUUAUGCUUUAUGAAACAAGUCAUUUUUUCACACAUGCUGUCUAGAUUUUUUUCUUCUGUUUAGUAAAAUAUUGUAAAUACACAUGUAUGGGGUCAAAAAAAAUUGUCCUUCUUUUUUGUUUGAUCCUUAUAAUGUUCUACAUU